Messenger RNA from Parathielavia appendiculata, 3015 nucleotides. RefSeq lists its product as uncharacterized. Lineage: Eukaryota; Fungi; Ascomycota; Sordariomycetes; Sordariales; Chaetomiaceae. Bases 379 to 3015 code for a protein of 878 amino acids. The record is from RefSeq and is a predicted model, not a curated record. The transcript is spliced from 3 exons.
GCCAUAAUUCCAUUACGGUAUCUCGUCUUGUCUGAAGAUGGCGUCGGAUUGUACGCUGCGGGCCGCGAUGCUCAAAAAGCUCGGCACGUGAUGUUCCCGCCGGAUGCCCUACUGUUACAAAGCCGCGACGGCAUCUGCGGCCUGAUUGUACGUGAGAUGAAGGGGGGGAGGUAACAGAGGCAGUCGCAUCGGAAGCAGCAUUCAUUUCCAAAGGGGUUCGCUGUCCACCGCCGCCGCUUCGAACGGGCCCCGGGAUUCAGCGGGUCCGAUUUCAUUUGCCGCUGACUCGACCGCCUGAGUCCGGUCCCGUGUCUCGCUCGGCAUUUCAGAAAUUCACACGCCACGCGCUGCGCCGCGACCCGCCAAUCGCGCGAGUACAUGUCGGCCGACGUCCCUUUGAGCUGCCGAAAAAUGUCCAAGAGGACGACCGCCCUCGGCCAUGGUGAUGAGCACGUCAAUGGCCGGCCUUCCUCUCCGGCGACACCAUCCCACUCGCAGCCGCAGUCACAACCGCAAUCUGCCGUCAAGAAGUCUGCAAAAACAAAGACUGUCCCGCAACCACCACCGUCACAACAGGUGCUUGUAAUCUGUAGGAACAAGCAUUGGCGAUACAUCUCGUCCUUCCACGGACCGUGGCUUCAGCUUCCACCCGAGAUCCUCGAGACCAUUGCGAAUGCGAACUAUAAUACCCCAAGGCCGCGUCCAAUUGACCCGGCCGUUUUCUUCGACCUCGUCAAGAUUAGACGUCUCGUCGAUGAUGCUACCAACCUUGCCGUACGCGCCGCCAGCGGCGUGGCCUCCAUCGGCCAGCGCGGCCUUCUGGGUUCUUCUCAUCAUGCGGCCGCAUUAGGCCUUGGUUUCGGCGGCCGUCCGCCGCCACAGACGAAGCUAAGCCCCGAGAGAAAACACAGGAUGAGGGAGCAGGCAACCCAUAAGCUGAUGGAGGCAUAUCGACUGGAUGAGAUUGCUUGUAGCGUUGCCACCAUGCAGAGCGCCUCCUCGCUCGAAGAGGUAGCAUCUCUGGUACUUCAGCGCAAUUCUCAAGACCCGGAUGCGAAGUACGUCCACUUUUUCCAUGAGAAGAUCCCCAGUCGUCAGCUGGCCGAGUGCACGAGUUUAACUCCGUUAAACGACGUUAUAUCGGCGAAGCCAUCCGACCCAGAGCCCCUGAGGACCCGGGCCACGGUCCGCGUCUUCAAGGGCGACUAUGAGGGUGCCGUUGAUGACCUGACUGAGGCCCUUAAGCUGUAUCGCUUGUACAGGCCGGCCCAUUCGUCGCCAAAGUUGCCGCAGGAAACGCAGCUCCUGGAGAGGCAAUCACACGGCACUGGCCGACGGCAGGAGGACGUCAUAUUAAAGGAGGAAGAUCGGCCAAGUAGCCUGGAGAUGCAGUUGGUUUUCCAAAGAGCUGGCGUCUAUUUGACCAUUGCCUGCCGCCAUGUAGCGGCUGGCCUGCAGGCGGUCCCGGCCCCAAAUAACUGGCAUUCGAACGGUGGCGCCGAGAUCGACGAUGCGACACAGCAGUCUCAAUUGGAACCUUUGCCGGCAGGAAAGGAAGCCCGACGGGAAAUGGCCGAAGCAAGGAAGCUUGUCAGACAGAACGCGAAGCGGGCGUUGCGUGAUUACACCGCCUUUCUCUCACAUUUUGAAUAUUCGCCGGACCUGCCCAUCGAGAUUGCCGAGGACUUCACCCGCAAGGUAAAUUCCGCAGUGAACGGCGGCAGGACACCACGCUCUCACAGCUACCCCCUGGGGCCGCGCUCGCCCGUGGUUGGCGAGAGCGAAGAACUGAUGGUGUCUCACCGCACUUAUGCGCUAUCAGAUCUUUUCAGCUCCUCCCUACCCAGCGGGCUACCCCCUUAUCCUAGCACGGAAGUGGUUCGGGCAUCGCACCUGUCGCCCUCGGUCGGGCCAGUGCAGACCACGACGGAAACCCUGACAUGUCACCCCCUCUUGACUGACGCUCUCCACGCUCUUCUGCUAUGCCACGCUCUGAUCCAGACCUCAGCCAAGGAGCUGCUCCGCCACGCUUACAUGGUGGCCCGUCUCGCACGUCUCGCCGACGGCUACCCGGUGUUUCAGUCUAGCAGAUGCCCCGCGCGGGCCGACUGGAUUGAGGUGCUACGAGCGAGCGGCAACUGGAUCCAGUUGACGGGAUCGUGGGAGGACCUCUGCGCACCGGCACCUCUACCCCUUUUCCAGUCCACCGGAAACGGUGCGACGCCAGUUCCCGUCUCCCUUCCGCCGCUUAAACAACCCAAGGUUCUCCCUGCUCCCAAACAUGACAGCGCAGCCAGCAGCCCCGACUUUCCAGCCGCAGCAGUAGGUGCAGCUGGCAAGGAGCUCAAAGACCGCAUCCGCCAGCAAGCCGUCCUCGACGCCCUCGCCGACGACCGCGAGACGGACGAAUCCUCUCUCCGAGUAGCCAUUCGAGCCCGCCAAUUGCGUGCCGAGCACGAUUACCGUCUCGACAACGCCGUCGCCGCCCUCGACGCGAAGCUCAUGCGCGAUGAGCUAACUUCGCGUACAGACCCCACCGCAGCCGCCGACGACAGCCGGAUGUCCAUUCCCUCCCCCGACAACGCCGCCCGGGCGCCUCCAGCUCCAGCUCCAGCUGUCAGCGCCAACGGAAUCAGCACCAGCACCUCCGCCAAGGCCAACAACAGCAACAAUCCACCCGCAACAUCUUCAGGAGCAGCUCCAGUUCCAGCUCCAGGAUUAGGGCCCAAGAUAGCGACAGCGAAGGGACAAGUGAAUGUCUUGGACGAGGGCAGGGACUUUCCCGUCCCGUCCACCGAGCGGGCGAACGCCAUAGCGCGCUGGGUCAUGGAAGCGCCCCCACCGAGCGCCGACGCCGGUUCUGCUGGGGAUGGUGGUGUGCGCAGGCGGCGGAAAAAACCUGCUAUGAAGACGGCGGCUGGUGGCACGACUGGUGGUUUGUUGGCGGAGGCCGUUGGUUCUGGCUCAGGAGGGGUGGAGAAGGAGGGCGAAGCGGAGGCGGGAGAGCAAGUUUGA